UUUUUGUUUUUUUUUAAAUCAUUUUCAGCGGGAGAAAAGUAUUUGUAGCGAAGAAGAAUGAUAAAGGAUGUUGAGUAACUUGAUUAGACUACGGUUUUUAUGUGGUAUAGUACAUCUGGUGCUUUUGUUAGUAAUACUAAUCUGGAAACGGGAAGAAAUAGCAAAGAAAAUAGUACCUGUGCACUUGCUUGAUUUCAAUAAUGGACUGAAAACAAAAUCUCUUGAAGACAUUCUUGCUGCAGAAAUUGAAAAAUUAACAAUUUUCUUAGGUAGCAGCAUAGCUUUAAUUGUUGCUGAGCUUUGUUUAUUUCUUGGAGGACUAUCAAUGUUCACAAAUUGGCAGUGUCAGCUUUCAAUAUUAUGUCACUUCACUGGAGCAUGUGCCUUAUACUAUAUAUUGCUUAAAAGAUGGGAAGAAGAAGUUUUCAUUGUUGUUUUUACACUUUGUAUUGUUUUACCUGCAGUGACUGAAGUUUUUAAUUUAUUUCGGUACUGCGUAAGAAAUAUGUAAAUUGAUUUAGAUUGAUGAAUAUGAAAUGCUGACUUUUCAUGCUUAGCAUCUCACUCAUUAUGUGUUUUUAUUUACUAAACAUUUUAAAAAAUCAUGCUUUGUUAUAAAUGUCAGUUUCUCAACUGUGAAAAUGCUUUUGUAUAUAGAAAUAUGUAAUUUAAUUAUAUAUUCUGUAUAUAGAAAUCUCUAAUAAUUUUGUAUGUGGAGUUAUAGCCAUUUUGAAAUAUCCCAACUGCACUGUGAUGCCAUAAUUAUUUAUAAGAAAUUAUUCUUUUGCUUGCAUCAAAUAUGUAAAUUUGACUGGAUUAAAAUAAAAUUUCACUUUUUUUUAUGA
Stegodyphus dumicola is the source of this 845-nucleotide messenger RNA. RefSeq names its product transmembrane protein 107-like. The record is from RefSeq and is a predicted model, not a curated record. NCBI's taxonomy places the organism in Eukaryota, Metazoa, Arthropoda, Arachnida, Araneae, Eresidae. Gene Ontology annotation, biological process: protein localization to ciliary transition zone; non-motile cilium assembly. Gene Ontology annotation, cellular component: MKS complex.